AUGCAGAAAUCCUGUCUGUGUGAUUUUCUACAUGGCCCGUUAACAAAUGCCUACGCCAUUGUACAAAUCAAGGAGGCAUUACAGGGAUCCGAGGAAAAGCAAGUGGAAAUUUUAUAUUACAAGAAGGAUGGUAGCAAAUUCUUGGCUAGUAUACUUGUGGCACCAGUUAAAAAUGAACAUGGUGAUAUUAUUAUGUUCAUUAUCAAUUUUGAAGAUAUUACUGAUGCACCAUCCAAAACAGAAUUUAAGAACUUUAAAAUUAGUCGACACAAAAGUUUCAAAUUACGGCUACCAUCUAUUCGAAAGGAUUUUCGGUCUCCAAAAAGUAUCAAUGGCCUUCAAGAUCCUGAAAAUCCUCCAAUUCCAGAAGAAUCUGUUCCUCUCAACCAGAUUUCUACUCCAGAUUCAAGCUUUCCUCUUAAUAUAUCACCUACCAGGAGGAAAGCUGACAGUCUACCCUCAGAUUCUAGCAGUUUACUUGAACCUAAAACUCACUUAGAAGAUAAUGCUGACCUCAGAAGAGCUUCAUCAUUAGAAGGAUUGAAUCAGAAUCGACAUCUUGACCAGGAUGGUAAAGCUCGGACAAAUAGCGAGCCCCCUUUGGCUAACCAUGUAAAAUCCAAUUUUACUGGCCAAGCAUCGAGUGAUUCAGAGCUAGCAAAGUAUAAAGCUAAGGCACAAGAAGACAGUAUUGGAAAUUUAGUUGAUGGUAAAAAAGAUAUCGAUGGUGUGCUGUCUACAACAAAGCUCUUACCCAAUGUUCAGAACAUGAGACAAAAUGUUACUGAAAAAUUAGGUCUCAUAUUCAGGCGUGGUGUCAAAAAUGGAACAAGUGGAGUCGAUGAGGUCCUUUCGCUUGGUGCUGAUGUCCUUCCUGAAUAUAAGUUACAAUCAUCCCGUAUACACCGAUGUACCAUUCUUCAUUACUCUCCUUUCAAAGCAGUUUGGGAUUGGAUUAUUCUACUUCUUGUUAUCUACACAGCUAUUUUUACCCCCUAUGUUGCUGCAUUUCUUUUAAGUGAAGAACGUAAAAAAGACUCUCAAAGUGUGCAAAACCGCUACCAGGAUCCCCUUACAAUUAUAGACCUCAUUGUGGAUGUCAUGUUUAUUAUUGACAUUCUUAUCAAUUUCCGUACCACAUAUGUAAAUAAAAAUGAUGAAGUGGUCAGUCACCCAGGAAAAAUUGCCGUGCAUUAUUUUAAAGGAUGGUUCCUCAUUGAUGUUGUCGCAGCAAUCCCAUUUGAUCUGCUGCUAUUUGGUUCUGAAACAGAUGAGACAACAACUUUAAUUGGUUUGCUAAAGACUGCACGCCUGCUUCGACUGGUACGAGUAGCACGGAAACUUGACCGGUAUUCUGAAUAUGGUGCUGCAGUUCUAAUGUUACUUAUGGCAACAUUUGCUCUCAUCGCCCACUGGCUGGCUUGUAUUUGGUACGCCAUUGGCAACGUCGAGCGGCCCCACCUACGGCAUCCUGUUGGUUGGCUGGAUGAACUGGCCAAACAAACUCAACAGUAUUAUUCACCUAAUAAAACUCACAGUGGUCCUACAACCAAAUCCAAAUAUGUGACUGCUCUUUACUUCACAUUUAGUAGCCUCACCAGUGUAGGAUUUGGCAAUGUAUCUCCAAACACAAACUCAGAGAAAAUCUUUUCAAUAUUGAUAAUGCUGAUUGGGUCUCUUAUGUACGCAAGUAUCUUCGGUAAUGUUUCUGCAAUUAUCCAGCGUUUGUACUCAGGAACAGCUCGCUAUCACACACAAAUGCUUCGGAUUAAAGAGUUUAUCCGUUUUCACCAAAUUCCCAACCCUCUACGUCAGCGGCUUGAGGAAUACUUUCAACAUGCCUGGUCUUAUACAAAUGGUAUAGACAUGAAUAUGGUUUUAAAAAGUUUCCCAGAAUGCCUUCAAGCUGAUAUUUGUCUACAUUUAAACCGAAACCUGCUCAGCAAUUGCCCAGCAUUCCAAGGAGCGAGCCCUGGUUGUCUGAGAGCGUUAUCAAUGAAAUUCAAAACCACACAUGUUCCACCUGGUGAUACAUUGGUACAUCGAGGGGAUGUACUUACUGGAUUGUUUUUUGUAUCAAGAGGUUCAAUAGAGAUACUUAAAGAGGAUAUAGUUGUUGCUAUUUUAGGAACUGAUGAUGUUUUUGGAGAGAAUCUUUGCAAACACGUGACUAUUGGAAAAUCAAGUUGUAAUGUCCGUGCUUUAACUUACGGUGAUCUCCACAAGAUUAACCGUGAUGAUCUGUUAGAUAUCCUUGACAUGUACCCAGAAUUUGCUGAGAGUUUUACUAAUAACUUGGAAAUAACAUUUGAUUUAAGAGAUCACGAAUUGGUUGUGAAAAUGCCUCCUGAAGAAAUGGAAUUAGAAUAUGCUAAAAGACCAUAUUACAGAAAUCGCUUCUAUAAAGAAAAAAUUCUUCAGGACAAUUUAGAAAAGUCGCUAAAUCGAUCAAGUCCAGAAGUUGAUGUACCUCUUUCUUUUGAGUCAAGCGAUGAAGAAAUCAGAGAGAGUGGAGCAGGAAUUUUAGAAUUUUCACCUGCCAAAGCAGGCCAAGAUGUAACUCCAGCCAAUUUUGACUUUCAGCCUAGGGAUAAAGAAAAGAAGCAAAGUUCAGGAUUUCCAUAUAUUGCAGGAGCGCUGUCAAGUGUAAAUACUCUGGUCAAUGUAGUGACAGGACGACAUGACUCAACUAAAAAGAGCCAAGAAACUGCUCCUUUACUCCAAGAACAAAGUGCUAGUCCAGAAACACAGCAUAAAGUCACAUCAUCUUCAAGUGUCCCCAAAUCCACAUCCAGUAUGACUUUACCAGUAUCAACAUCAUCAAGCCAUUCACAGUUUGAUGAACAUCAGGUCCCCGGUCGUGGAGGAGGAGGAGUUGAAGUUCAACCUGUCAUGAUUGGACAAUCAAGUCCAAUGGAAGUGGAAAGAAGAUUGGAAGAUAUGACUCGCCAGCUGUGUCGUUUGGAAAAAAAGAUGAGCUCAGACAUAUCAAUUAAUCCUUCUGAACAUUUUCAUUUUUACCAAUAUUCAACUGCUGCAGUAGCAGCACCUGCCUCUCACCUGAACAACAACCACAACCUCAGCAGACAGACUCUACUGUGGGUAGCAGCAGUGGAACCCAAGAUGAUGAUGUAUUCCAGUUCCCACCACCACCUCCUCCUUAUUCAAGUGACGUUCAGGAUUCAUAGUGAGUUAUACAUUAUAACUCUUUCCUGCAGAUGA
Molecule: messenger RNA, 3222 nt
Organism: Acanthosepion pharaonis
Lineage: Eukaryota; Metazoa; Mollusca; Cephalopoda; Sepiida; Sepiidae
Source: the annotation of a GenBank genome assembly